AUGUCCAAGACCUACACUGCCGAAGAAGUCUCUACACACAACAGCGAGUCCUCGAUCUGGAUCAUUGUUCAUGACAAAGUAUAUGAUGUCACCAACUUUCUUGACGAACACCCAGGUGGCAAGAAAGUCCUUCUUAAAGUAGCUGGUGCUGACGCAACCAAACAGUUUGACAAUUUCCAUAACAAAGCCGUUCUUGAAAAAUAUGGCCCACAACUAUAUAUCGGGGACAUUGGCAGUGGUUCAGAGCCAGCUUCAGAACCUGACUCUGGAGAUGGUCCCUUUGGUGAUUUGGUUCCAUUCGGUGAUCCUUACUGGUAUCAAGAUUUUCACAGUCCAUACUACAAUGACUCGCAUAGACGGAUGAGGGCUGUAGCGAGAAAAUUUACCGAUACCGAGAUCACACCCUAUUGCCACGAAUGGGACGAACAGAAGAAAAUACCAACGGAGCUAUUUCGCAAGGCAGCUGAUGCUGGCAUUUUACCAGGUCUCUGUGGCACUCCAUGGCCAAAAGAAUACACCGAUAUCUUACCUGCUGGUGGAGUAUCAACCGAAGAAUAUAAUGGAUUUCAUGAAUUUGUCCUUGCAGACGAAUUAUGUCGUUGCGGAUCUGGUGGAGUAAUCUGGGCUCUCGUUGGUGGCUUUGCCAUUGGUCUACCGCCCGUCCUAAAGUUUGGUUCUGAGGAAAUAAAACGCCGCAUUUUACCGGACUGCUUGGCCGGCCGUAAGUUUAUCUGUCUUGCUAUCACUGAGCCGUACGCCGGAUCAGACGUUGCAAACAUCAAAACUGAAGCCAAACUUACCGAUGAUGGAAAACACUAUAUUGUUAAUGGUGAGAAGAAAUGGAUCACAAACGGGGUUUUCGCUGACUAUUUCACAACAGCAGUGAGAACGGGCGGACCUGGUAUGGGAGGAAUUAGUCUGCUAUUGAUAGAGAGGACUAUGCCUGGUGUUAAAACUAGACAAAUGCAGUGUUCUGGUGUGUGGAGUUCAGGAACGGCUUAUAUCACUUUCGAAGAUGUUAAAGUACCAGUAGAAAAUAUCCUCGGAAAGGAGAAUGGUGGAUUCAAGUGUAUUAUGCACAACUUCAACCAUGAGCGUAUGGGCAUUGCAAUUGAGGGCAAUCGCUUUGCCCGUGUAUGUUACGAGGAAGCAAUGAAAUAUGCCCACAAACGCCGCACAUUUGGCAAGAAACUUAUUGAACAUCCAGUCAUCCGUAACAAAUUUGCACAUAUGGCCAGAAAAAUCGAAGCUACUCAUGCAUACAUUGAGAUAAUGAUUUAUCAAGCAGAGACUCUCAAAGGCACUGAGGCUGCAACAAGAUUGGGUGGACCAUUUGCAUUGUUGAAGGCUCAGGCUACGCAGACGUUCGAGUAUUGUGCAAGAGAAGCCGCACAGAUCUUUGGAGGCUUGUCUUAUACGCGUGGAGGACAAGGCGAGAAAGUUGAACGCCUUUAUAGAGAAGUCCGUGCUUACGCUAUCCCUGGUGGUUCUGAAGAGAUUAUGCUUGAUCUUGGUAUCAGGCAGUCGAUCAAAGUUGCUCAAUUUUAUGGUGCUAAGCUAUAG
Messenger RNA from Paraglomus brasilianum, 1563 nucleotides. The record is from the annotation of a GenBank genome assembly. Lineage: Eukaryota; Fungi; Glomeromycota; Glomeromycetes; Paraglomerales; Paraglomeraceae.